AUGAAAAAUAUUUUGUUUAAAUAUUUAUUAUUUUUACUAAUAUAUUUAUUUAAUGUUGAAUCUUCAAAAAUUUUAGUUUUUAGUCCAACUAUAAGUCGAAGUCAUAUGAUUUCCAAUGCCCGAAUAGCUGAUACUUUAGCUAGUGAUGGACAUAAUGUUACUCUUUUAGAAGUUGGAUUUAGAGAAAUAGCUUUAAAUGCUUCGAAAGUCGCAAAUAAAAUAUUAGUGCCGGGCCCCUUUAUAGAUUCAAAAGAAUAUGAUCCAUCAUUGAUGGCUAAAAUGGCAUUUAAGGAGGUUGAUUUAACUAAGGAUUUUAUAGUUGGUUCAAUUUGGCUAACAACUUUUAAUAAUGCUUGUGAAAGUAAGUGAGAGGGAGGG
Molecule: messenger RNA, 378 nt
Organism: Meloidogyne enterolobii
Lineage: Eukaryota; Metazoa; Nematoda; Chromadorea; Rhabditida; Meloidogynidae
Source: the annotation of a GenBank genome assembly